AUGGUGAAUGUGAAAGUGGAGUUUUUGGGCGGAUUGGAUGCUAUUUUUGAAAAGCAGAGGGUGCAUAAAGUCACCGUGGACAAAGAGGAUCCUGUAACAGUGGGUGACUUGAUUGAGCAUAUAGUGUCCACCAUGAUUAAGAAUCCCAACGACGUCAGUAUUUUCAUCGAAGAUGACUCUAUAAGGCCCGGCAUCCUCACAUUAAUCAACGAUACUGAUUGGGAGCUCGAAGGUGAAAAGGACUGUGUCUUGGAAGAUGGCGAUAUCGUCUCUUUCACUUCCACGUUGCACGGUGGCUAA
Molecule: messenger RNA, 300 nt
Organism: Saccharomyces eubayanus
Lineage: Eukaryota; Fungi; Ascomycota; Saccharomycetes; Saccharomycetales; Saccharomycetaceae
Gene: URM1
Product: ubiquitin-related modifier URM1
Exons: 1
Coding region: 1-300 (99 amino acids)
Biological process (GO): protein urmylation; tRNA thio-modification
Cellular component (GO): nucleus; cytoplasm
Molecular function (GO): protein tag activity
Source: RefSeq, a predicted model, not a curated record